Molecule: messenger RNA, 324 nt
Organism: Olea europaea var. sylvestris
Lineage: Eukaryota; Viridiplantae; Streptophyta; Magnoliopsida; Lamiales; Oleaceae
Product: cinnamoyl-CoA reductase-like SNL6
Exons: 3
Coding region: 1-324 (107 amino acids)
Molecular function (GO): oxidoreductase activity, acting on the CH-OH group of donors, NAD or NADP as acceptor
Source: RefSeq, a predicted model, not a curated record
AUGUAUAAGUUACAGUCUUUGGAGAGAUUAUCAAAUGAGAACAAGAAAUUGAGAGUGUUUGAUUUGGACCCUUUGGAUUAUCACAGCAUAAUGGAGGCAUUGAAGGGCUGUUAUGGCUUAUUUUACUCCUUCGAACUUCCUUCAGAUAACCCCACCUAUGAUGAAUUUAUAGGUGAAAUAGAAGUAAGGGCAGCACACAAUGUGCUGGAAGCCUGUGCACGGACAGACACCAUAGAUAAGCUAAUUUUAACUUCAUCCGCAACAGCGGUUAUUUGGAGAGACCAGCACAAUAGCGUCCCAUCUGAUGUCGAUGAAAGAAGCUAG